This is a messenger RNA of Ceutorhynchus assimilis (cabbage seed weevil), 6951 nucleotides long. The record is from the annotation of a GenBank genome assembly. Lineage: Eukaryota; Metazoa; Arthropoda; Insecta; Coleoptera; Curculionidae.
GGUUUGGAAAAAGUACGGUUCUAGAACGGUCCAGAAGAAUCGCACAGUUUAUUAUUGCAAUUUGUGAUAGUCGAGUCGUUGUUAUUUUGUUGAUCAAUAAACUGGACGAUUGUUUUGAACCGUUCCAGAACUGUCCUUUUUCCAAACCCGAAUAGUUCUAAUUUGUCACUUGAUUCAAGAGUGUUUAAUAGGAUCUGCAGUUUUAUUUAAUCUAAACCUAAUGCAAUUUUUAUUGUUCAAUAGCUAUUAUAUUCUAUUGUAACAAUUUUUUAUACCUCAUUCGCAUUUUAUUAAAUUUAUUACAAGACAAAUUAAAUCCGUAAUUUCAAACAAAGCGGGCUUCAAGGCCAAUCCAAAUCAAACCAUCCAGUUUAGUUUAAAUACCCCCCCUGAUUCCACGACAUUUGAUUGGUUGCGGCAAAACAAAGCAGAGGAAGGAGAAAGAAAAAAAGCUCUGUCAUGUCAUGUCAUGUCAGCUGUGGUAAAUAUUGGGGUGAUCUUAAACAAAAGUCUGUAAUCUAGUGUUUGUUGUGGUGUAGAAGAUUCCGAUUUUGAAAGAAAAAAUAUGGAUGAAGAUUAUAGAGAAAAAAGAGCUAAAAAAUUGGGAUUUAGGCCUCAGAAAGAAAACGUUUACAAUUCAUUUUUGCCCUACGCCGAACAUUUGGACGAUGAAUCUGAAAAAUUAUUCGUUUCUAUCAAAACUAACCUUGUUAAAUCGGUUUUGGCUCGUGAAAUGCGACCAGGAUGUGCCUUAUGGACUUCUAGGCUGAAUAAAUACAUCGAAAUUUAUGGAUUAAAAUUUUCAAAAGAGGACCAUAUCGCUCUGGUUAAAUUAUUUUAUGAAUUAAUUACCAUUCCCGACUUGGAACCGACCAGGAUAAAUAAGUGCGCCGUUACUUUGUCGCAAUUAUUGAAGAAAAAAUACCUAUUGACGAGAGAUGAACUGCAACUGGAAUGGAGGCCGCUCUACGACCUCUGCGUUAGAACCACCGAAAAGAGCAAAAGCGAUAUUGGAAUGUACCGAUACUUUUCUACAUUUGAAUCUACACUUUUUAAUGCUGUGCGAUCUUGCAAAGUUUAUUUCCCAGCAUCAGCAACUCAAGAAAUUCUGGAUGAAUUCAGACCAAACCUCUGUCCGUUCACCAGUUCAGUAAUAUGUGGAGCCAUCCAAUAUCUAGAACUGUUUUUACCUGUCGCUGUAUUGCCUCAUGAAGCUGACAUCAGCUACAAAUUAUGGUUUGAGGAAUUUAUGAGUCUGUGGGACGUUUGUCAUAACGCUGGUGCAUGGGAAAACAAUAUGAUGUGGCUUCUUGGUGGCUUAGGCCGUUUCCAAAUGGGCUACAUCGAUUGGAGCCCUUACGUCUCGAAUAUGUUUGCCAGAUUUCAACGAUCAUUACAAUUGCCUGUAAAUUUUAAACAAAAAAAAUUGAGUAAGCACUUCAGAAUCGACACAGCCGCUAUGGCUGUAUGGAUUGUUUGCAGUUUAAAUGGCGAUAAGAAUACAACGUUUUUCCAUUUGGAAAAACUAUUGCAAACUUUGGAAACUUAUUUCCAUCCUGCAAAUGUUGGAAGAUGGACAAUGAAACUUCGGGAGCUUCUUAUGAAGCUUUCCUAUUUUUUCGUACAACGAGUUCAUUGUGAACGCUACAAGAAUCCAUCGUGGGAGAAUAACGUGCCUGAACACUACAAGCUUUCCGAUGCAGAUAUUGAUAGAUUUGUUAAUAUUUUAAAGCCUUGCGUUGAAGCUGCUGUUUUUUCAAGAAUGGGCACUCAAGAAAUUUCAUUGGUGCUUUCUUAUUUAGCCUCUUUAAGGCCAAAUUUAAUUGUACCAGGAUUAUUGGAUAAAUUGUGUUAUUCUAUGUGCAGUUUGACGGAGCCUCACAAAUUGACAUCGACUAUGAUGGCUGUAAUUGCUGUUGGAAGACAUAUGGUCCAAGGAACUCAUAACAACUACCCAGAAGGACCGACUCACAUAAUUCCAUUGCUACUAGACUUACUGCCCGGAAUUGAUCCGAAUGAUAUGCGUAAAUCUUAUGUCACCUUCAACUUUAUACUACAUUUCGUCAAUAUGAUACCGGUAAUCGAUUCUUCAAAAGCUCACACUUACUACAAUGAUUUGACCGAAGAGGAACACAUGAUUUGUGAAGCUUCGGCAUGUUUUGAGGAUUUCGUUUUGCAAUUUUUCGACAGGCUUAUUGUGUGGGUAGAUUCUAGCUCCUUGGAUUUUAUCAGAUUGGAACAAACCACUAGUAAUAAUUCAAAGAAUAGGAGUGAAACUAUUGCUGAGACUGCUGUCGGGUCAGUGGUUAGUGUAGUUUUGACUCAAUGUUCACCUGCGAUUUUCCAUAGCGCCUUACGGAAAUUUUAUAAUUUUGUGACGCAGAAAAUUCUAGAAGUACAAGUGGCAGGCAGAACGGUAGCCGUUGUAACUCAUUGUUUUGCAAUAGUAAAUCCUGUUGAAACUUUAAAGCUAUUUGUACCUUAUCUUGUAAAUUCUUUAGAAGAAUCUUUAGAGGAGAAUCCUCAUAUUGUAGAAGAGGAGCAUGUAGAUGCCAGAUUUUUGUUUCAUUUAUUGAUUUUGUCUGAGGUAGUAGAUGGUAGAGAAGCUCUAUUACCAUAUAUAGACAAGCUAACUAAUAUUUUAGAUAAAACUUUGCAUAUGGCUUGUGUGGAAGCCAGCCAAUUGGCUACAAGAACUUUGGAAUUAAUACUAGCUUCAUUGACUAAUGUGAAACCUAUAGAAAAUAGAAGUUCCCAAAUGGAUUAUGGAAGUUCUGUUGAGGAAUUCUUAUCAGUAAGGGAAUGGGCUAAACCCCAAAAUAUGAAAGACCUUAAGAUUAAUUGGUAUGUGCCCAAAGAAAUUGAGAUAAACGCAGCCCAAAAUUUAAUCAAUAAAUACCUAAUUCCUGAAUUGGAUACUUUGAACAAAUAUGUAUCUGGGGAAAUUCAAUUAAAUAGGCAAAAGCUUAAAUGCAGCUUGAAGAUUGUUGUGUCGAUGUUGUCCUGUCAUUUGUUGUUGCCUGCGUGGGAUGAACCUUCUUAUAAAUUGGUAGACACAAUUCUUGAUUCUUGGGUCUUCAACCUGAUGGUCAUUGAAAAUGGAAAACUGACCAUGCCAGAUGGCAGCAACAUUCGCAAAGCCAUUGUCGAUACCAUUCACAAUGUCCAAAGAAAAUUACUAGAAACUGACGAAGGUGACACCAAAAGCAUUCAACUCAUAAUCUAUAUAUACAACAUAAUUCUCUUCAACAAAGGUAGAUAUCAAGACUUUGAGUUGCAUUGGAAAACUUUCCAUUUAGCUAAAAAAAUCCUGGAAGAUCGCUUACACCAAAAAAAGCAACAUUUGAGACAUGUGCACAUAGACCGAGUAUUGUUGCAGCAAGAGUUUAGAAUUGAGUGUAGAAAUUGCUCAUUCACAAAUACCCAUAAGCAAAUUAUGGAUGAUUUAUUUGAGUUAAGCGUGUCAAGAUACAGUGAGAUUCGAAGGGCUGCUCAAGUGAAACUUUACACAAUGGUACAAAAUUUCCCGAAUUCCUUCAAAGUUCUCAAGGACAAAAUAAAAACGAUUCUCCAAAUGAAUUCCAUAGAAAACCAUGAAACUUUCAAAGGUUGCCUUUAUAUCCUCUUAGGCCCUAAAAGAGCUCCAAUUGUAGCUCGUCACGAUUGGGACUUUAUAAAAGAAAUUUGGCCCCUUUUGGUGCGGUCGAUGCCAUCAGAAAAACCUUCUAUAGUUAAUCUAAUAACAGCACUAAUGGAUACUGUCAACAGUUUUUUUCCAACUAUAGCUAUAAAGUUGGUUAUUCCAGAAAAAUGUUUAACUGCUGCCUAUGCUUUAGCUGAUACGAAACCUUUUGUUAGUAAUAUCAGCGGUUUUCAAAAACAUAUUGAUAAUGGAGAGGAGUAUUUGAAAGAAAAAUCUUUGCAACAGAGACAGGCUUACGAGUAUACUGUCCAUUGUUUGCUGGAGAAUUUGGAACAAGGAAACUUACAUUGGCGUUAUACUGCAAUGGCAAUGAGCUUUAUCAAAAACCUAGUCCACUUUGACGUAAAAUAUAGCUCAAGAGUGGUCAGAUUUAUCCUACAUUCUACCAUAAACGAAUCAAUAAACAUCCGAAAAAGCGCCAUGACAAUCUUGGUGUUUAUAGGCAUCCAAAACAAACCGCAAUUUGAAAAAGUUGUAGUUGACCCAUGCAAAUUUUCUUCUUCCGCCAAUCAGAAACGGUUAAUUCCUGGUGAACGUGAAGAUAAUGCUUGGUUGAUGUAUAAUUCCAAGACCGUACCAAAUACAGUUCAACAAUGGGAAGAGACUAGAUAUCUGCAUGAUCAACAUACAGGGUAUUUUACUUGGCCAAAGGAACUGAAGCUUUACGCUCCAGCUUCUAAGCAAAAAUCAGUUGCAUCUCGUUUGGAAAAUAUGACAGAUAUAGAAAGGGAAAUUUAUAAUUUUUUCACAAAUGAAGAAAAAGUUGGUCAGUUAAUAAAAUAUUUGUCUUUGGAGGAGAAAAAGGGUGUGGAUCGGUUCAAUGCUUAUCGAUUUUUAGCUUUUAAGUACAUUUUCAAGAUGUUUGAAGACAAAUUCCUACCAAUAAUCUUACCUCACAUCCAAAAACUUGUUGAAGAUAAACAAGAAUCAAGCCAAAGAUGUGCAGCAGAAAUUGUAUCAAGUUUAAUCAGAGGAUCAAAACAUUGGCAAUUUGCUAAAGUACAACAAUUAUGGCAAACUUUAAUACCAAUUUUAAAUACCGCCAUUAUGAAUAUGGGAAAUGAAACUGUAAAUGAUUGGACUUUAAGUAUAACAAUGGGGCUGGAAUCCAGAGAUCCCAACACGAUCCACUGGUUAUUAGAGUUUCUUAUGGAAGAUCCUUUAAAAGAUCCUACGUCUUUUGUAGCAUGUAGUCGUAUACAAAUAUUGUAUGUGGCUAUUGCCCAGCAAAGUUGGAGAAAUGCUGAAAUUUUCAGUAAACUAGUGGAAUAUUUUAAACCUUACUUGGCGCAUCCGUUUCAAAAUAUAAGAGAAAAAAUCAGUCAAUUACUUGCGUUGGUUUACGCUAAAGAUUUAGUGUUUCCGCUAGGCAAUGUGACUCAAGGCCCAAGGUUAGAAGACUUUUUCGACUUUGUUAAUCCUAAAAUGAAACUUCUGUAUAAGCAGUUGUUGAGGAAAAAUGACAUUGCUGAGAAAAGUGAUAUAGUAAAAACCUGUGAUAAUUUAGGCUUAAUCAAUAUUGCAACUGAAGGAAACGAAAAAGAAGAAUUAUUGAAACUUUUCAAGAUUGUAUCUAAAUUUAUUACCAUUCUAAUGGCCAGAGUCAACUUUUCGGGCCGACCAGAAUUUUUCAAGUUACUCCCGUUAGCUGCCCUGUUACAAAACUACGAAAGCGACGAAGAAAUUGCCUGUCUAGCCACGAAUCUCUUGGUAACCAUGAGCGAAACCAUGACUGUGAAAAAAUACAUUCCGGACGCUCUCGACGGUAUCAGGGGUGCAGUUAAAUGUCCGUUGUGGUCGGCUAGAGCUAUUAUAGCUGAACUGUUGCCAGUGUUUUUGUUGCAUAAUAUGCCGACGUUGCAGACUAAUGUUCAGUGGAUUUUAGAGAUCCAAGAGCUAGUGUUGGAAUUAUUGGAAGAUCCACAGCCAGAAGUACGCAUAGAAGCAGCCAAAGUUGUUAGUGGUUUACUACAUUGCCAAUUUAUACCAGAACCAACUGAAUUAUUGAAAAUUUUCAAACAAAAAUCCCGCACAAAACUGAAGAAAGGUAUAUCCACAAGGGAUACACAGGAUGCUAGUAAAAAUCUCAUUAUAAGACACGCAGGGGUGUUGGGCCUUUGUUCGUUUAUUAACGCGCAUCCGUAUGACGUUCCCGAUUAUUUACCGACCGUUUUUGAAGCUUUAGGGCCACACUUGAGCGAUCCUCAACCGAUACCUGCGACCAUUCGUAAAACAAUGGGCGACUUUAAAAGAACUCAUCACGCCAAUUGGGAAGUGCACAAGCUGAAGUUUACAGAAGACGAAUUGACAGUGUUGAGUGAUCUUUCAGUACCUCCUAGUUAUUAUGUAUAGUUACUUUUUACCGAAUUUGCUCACCAAGCUCUUUAUUAUGGUUACUGCGGGAAAUAGUUGUUUAUUUUCUUUGAGGAUUUAGUUUAGUUAUUUUAUUAUUAACCAAAAGCAAUAAUCAUAUUUUCCACUAAGUACCUAAUAGACAAAAUUUACACAAAUUGCUAUGCUUUAAAAUUUAUGUACUUUUUAUUUUAAUGUUUUUUUUUGUAUUGUUUAUUUUCUAUGCCUCGAAUCUAAGUUUUAAAUUAUUUUAAAAACUAUGGAAAAAAUUUCACUUCAAAUUGAUGACUUUCUAGCCUAGCCAGUAAAUAGGCUCGUUCAGCAUAUUUUUUUUAUUACAUAUUCUAAAAGAGCGUAUUGAGUUUAGCAGUUGUGCAAAAUUUCAUAAUUUUCCGAGCCCUUGUUCAUAUUUAAAUAAAUUAUCAAAAAGCUCCAAGUUUGGAAAUUUCGAAACACGCGGUGACGUCACUGCAUCUCUCAAGUUGGUCGUGUGACGGCCUUUAGCCCGUUUUGACUCGAGAGAUGACGUCAUACCAUCUCUAAGCGAUGAAUUUCUGAGGCAUAAUGUUUUAUUAUUCAAAGCCGCAUAACUUUUUUAAUAUUUAUCCAAUUGCGCUGAAUUUUUUUUUGUGUGCUAUAUGUGAGUAAUACUCCAUAAAAAUAUCAAAAAACGUGGUUAAUGGAACCUCACUGAACGAGCCUAUUAUACUUGGUUUUUACACUCUUUUCAUGGAAUAUAUUUAAGUUGUCUGGACUGGUUAAGGAGAUUAUAACUACAAAUAAUUACAUAUAUUUUAAGAGCAAAAUAUUGUUUUUUGAUUGGAUACUGGUUUAUACUAAAAAAUUAUGUUGUUACUAGGUAUUCUUUAAUAAAAUAUUAAAUUAUUUUCAUAUAA